Messenger RNA from Hippocampus zosterae (dwarf seahorse), 3240 nucleotides. RefSeq names its product angiotensin II receptor, type 2 (gene agtr2). The coding region runs from base 236 to 1471 and encodes 411 amino acids. Lineage: Eukaryota; Metazoa; Chordata; Actinopteri; Syngnathiformes; Syngnathidae. Gene Ontology annotation, molecular function: G protein-coupled receptor activity. Gene Ontology annotation, cellular component: membrane. The record is from RefSeq and is a predicted model, not a curated record. Gene Ontology annotation, biological process: immune response; G protein-coupled receptor signaling pathway. The transcript has 2 exons.
GGGCUGUAAGACCUCCCCGCAGCCUCAUCUGGUUUCUCAGAGGCUUCAGACCGUGUCCGGCGCUCACACCCUCCGAGGCAUGACAUGUUUCAGGAUUCUUCAUAGCGAGCGGGUCAAUGCAAAGACAUGGACUUCAGCCAAAUGAGGCAUUAAAAACAGCUCAACCUAUUGGACUGGACAAACAAACAUUUGAGCUGAGCUUGGAGCGCUGAAAGAAGCGGAGUGGAAUUGUUCCAUGAUGGCAGUCCCGAAUGACAGCUUCAGUUUGAACUCCACCUUCUCGCCUUAUACGAGCAAAAACAGUGAGAACGUGUCUGGUUGCGCAGACUGGCCACGGGUGCCUAUGACCACCAUCAUCCCCACUAUCUACAGCAUUAUCUGCGUUCUGGGCAUCAUUGGCAACACCCUUGCUGUGUGUGUGUUGGCCCACACCAGCGCCUCAAGGAGAACUGUAGCCAACACGUUCAUGCUGAACCUUUGCAUAUCGGACCUUUUGUUCCUGCUGUCUCUCCCGCUGUGGGCUGUCUACUACUCGCAAGGCUACAGCUGGCCCUUCGGACGAGUGAUUUGCAAGAUCUCCGGGAGUCUCCAUAAUCUCAACCUGUACGCCUCCAUAUUCUUCAUCACUUGCAUGAGCAUGGACCGCUACCUUGCUCUGGUGCACCCACUGCGCUCUCAGAGUGUUCGAGACCUGAAACGCGCCAAGCUCAUGUGCGUCCUGGUGUGGGUUAUGGCAUUUGCUUGCACGGCGCCAACCAUAGCGCUGAGGGACACUCAUUAUAUCGAGGCGUUUGACGUGGAAGCUUGUGUGAUGAUCUAUCCGGAUCCCAUCUGGUAUCGGAGUCUGGCCUGGAUGAAAGUACUCCUGGGCUUUUUGCUGCCGAUGCUCAUCAUUACUUGUUGCUACUGUGCCAUUGGCAGACAUUUCUUGGCUGGUUCUGGCCUCAUAGGCCUGCAGAAACCGUCACGCUCUGCCAGCGCAUUUAAAUGCUCAGGGUCACAGGAUAACUGCGGUAAACCGGAGAGACCCCCGACCCCCUGUGUGAACCCUGGCUCCGGAGGAGGCAGACCCAUGGAGGGGAGGGGGCUGGAAAGGGUCCUGUGGACCGUGGCUGCUGUUGUUUUGGCCUUCUUCCUUUGCUGGUUCCCCUUCCACUGUGUGACUUUUAUAGACAUACUGAAGAGUGAUGACUGGCUGGACGGUUGCUGGGCCCAGUGGGCCAUCCAGAAUCUCACUCCCCUAACCCUCUGCUUGGGCUUCUCCAACUCUGCCAUCAACCCCGUGCUGUACUGCUUCAUCGGGAACCAUUUCCGGGGCCGACUGGGCACUCUUAGUAAGGGUCUGUGUGUGCAUUUGAAGGCACGUGAAGAGGAUCACAGUCAGAAGAGGGGCUCCUUCAGCACUCGGCUCAGUUCUUUCUCCCGAAAACUCAGCGACUUGAAAGAUCUGGCGGUUGUUGACGCCAAAUAGGUGACUGAAGAAAGAACACUGGGCAGAACAGUGAGGAACAAAUGAAUGUAACCCGGAGGUUUCAUGAUAUGACUUCUUUCCGUGUCUUUGGACAAAAAGAAAAAUGAAUCCCUGGCGAAAAAAAUACUUCAGUUCAGUUGUUGUGCCUUUAGGUGUCCUCCGUCAUUGCACUGAAAGGGUUAGGUAAAUCGACAUAACUUUGAUGACGACUGUAUCUUCUUCUAUACAUGUUGUUCAACAAAUCAAUUGCACCACCUGUGCGAUUUGUGCAUUUCAUGAAAUCAAAAUCACCACUACCGUGGGGUAUCACUCCUCCCUCACCAUCAAGACUUUUCUAGGUUCUAAUGUCCACUCUGAAUCUUAUCCCUGUGCUUGUGGUCCUACACCCUCCCCUCACCCCCCAACCCGGAUUCCGACUUCCUAUUACAGAUUAUGGAUUUUUGCACGAAUGAAAAACAAAAGAGGAAAAGAGCAUCAAAUAUUCUGCCUUGACAAAGAUAUAAAUGCUCAGUUUUUCUUGACGCUGUCCGAGAGGUAUUCAUUUAACAAUUUAUUAGGUUGUGAAAACGCACUUCAACAUACUGAAGGCUGUGUCUCAUAUUAUGACUUAAUAUAUUUCUAUAUCCACUGUACCUAAUGCUAUCUCACAAGCUAUUAAAAGGGGAAGUUUCAAAUGUUUUGCUUUGCUUUGCUAGUGCUCAACUUUACUUUGCCAUUCAGGUCAUACCACUGGAAAAAAAAAUGUCACAGUGUUAUGUAUGCCUCUUCAUAGUGUUAUAUCUACCGUAGCUAAAUCCAAGAUACUCAAAACUUGGCCAGGGCAUUAAGCAGAAAUCAUUUGAGGUUUAACGGCAUCUACAAUUGUAAAACUUUAUUGCGACAGUACACUGAAAAAAAAUGUGAUGAAUUCACUCACUUGUAUUAUGUUAGGUGGUUACGCACAAUAAAACCAUUUGGAUCUAGAUAAACAAACAUUUUAAAUCGAUAUAUAGUCUAAUUAAAAAAAGUACCGGAAUCUAGAUGCUUUUACUUGCAAACAUUUGACAAAAUAAAUUUGAAUAUAUUCAACUCACCAUUUUUUUUCAGUGUACUGUCGCAAUAAAGUUUUACAAUUGUAGACGCCAUUAAACCUAAAAUUAUUUCUGCUUAAUGCCCUGGCCAAGUUUAGAGUAUCUUGGAUGAAGCUACGGUAGAUAUAACAUCAAGAAGUGGCAUACCACUGUGACGUGUUGUUUCUAGAUUAUGUUUGAAGUUAUCGGAUUCAUUUAGGAUGGUGCACACAACCGUAUUUCUUGCAAAUGACAUCAUAAUACCAAGCAAAACAAAAACAAAAUGAAAAGCAUUGGGAACGACCAUGAUCAAGUUUUAUAUAUCAGUAAAGGUUGAUACACUUGUUUGUAAAUCAGAUUAAUGAUAUUUAAACCGCUAAAACAUAAUUAUUAAUAAACAUUGAACACAUACACAGUACUUAUCAAUACCUUGAUUUCUGACUUUACAGCGGAGCAUAGUGAGCUCAAAUUUGGGUGAAUUCAGUUCCCCGACAUAAAUGGUGUAAUGGUAAGAGCUCGAGCUCACCCGAGGUUGAAUGUUCUUUCAUGACAGGUGGUCUAAUACAUUUGUCAAGAGCUGUAUUAUAGCAAAAUAUGGUCAUUAGGAAUACCAAUCCAUAGUAUAGAAAGUUCUAUACACUGCAUUAACAUUGUAUUAUUUCCAAAUAUAAUUAAUAGCAAUGUAUUUGCCUGAAUUAAAAAAUAAAAUGAAAAAGAUGA